Lytechinus variegatus (green sea urchin) is the source of this 5209-nucleotide messenger RNA. RefSeq names its product mucin-2-like. The record is from RefSeq and is a predicted model, not a curated record. The coding region runs from base 146 to 5209 and encodes 1687 amino acids. Gene Ontology annotation, cellular component: extracellular matrix. The transcript is spliced from 24 exons. NCBI's taxonomy places the organism in Eukaryota, Metazoa, Echinodermata, Echinoidea, Temnopleuroida, Toxopneustidae.
CGACGGGUGCGAUUGUCCCUCUGAGUUCUUCUGGAAUGAGGAGACUGAUUCAUGUGUUCCAAAGACGGACUGCUUCUGUAUUCAUGAUGGGACUCGUUACGCAAAAGGAGACAUCGCCGACAUCGAAUGCAGCACGUGCGAAUGCAUGGGCGGGUCAUGGAAUUGUCUUCGGAAUGAUACUUCCUGUCCUGGAACGUGCUCGAUUACAGGGAAAUUUCUAACUACAUUUAAUACAUUUGAUGGCCAGCUAUUCCAAAACACUGAGAGUUGCGAGCAUUUGUUGAUAGAACCAUUGCCUGCUACCGAUAACUCCGCACCGUCCAAGACCUUCCAGCUCAGCCUUGGCCAUACAUGUUCUUAUGGCACACCUUUAUGUCCACCGUUUGUAAAACUGACAAUAAAAGAUGCAGGGGUCUCGGAAGUCUUCAGAUUUCAUCCAGAUGGACGUGUGCGUUUUCGGAACUUAUAUAUGCAACUGCCAUUUUGGGGGAAAAUUGGGGUUGUGGUGAGAAAUAUUAUGGAUAAUUACCUGCUCGUCAAUACAGACUUUGGUCUCACCAUUAUGUGGGAUUGGAAAUCAGAUCUUGAAAUAAAAGCCAGCGGCAGCCUCCGCGGCAAGAUUUUUGGGAUGUGUGGCUUAUUCAACGGUGCUAUCAACGAUGAGCUGACUCUGCCGACGAGUGAGGUCACCACAGAUCUCAUCUUAUUUGGGGAAAAAUGGAGGGCAGCUUUUUGCUUCCUGUCCAAAGAGCUGACAUCAUACAAUCUGCCACAGGGUAUCUGCAGGUUAGAUGCGGUGUUCCACUUAAAAGUAACCGCCCGUUGUGACCUGAUGUCCAAGCAGCCUUUCCACACCUGUCACGGUGUUGUAGAUCCCGCUAAGUAUAUAUCAGACUGCAAGACACUUGGCUGCACUGCCACCACGGGGGACGUUUUCAAGAACACAUGCCCUUCGUUCGCAGCUUAUAUAGAAGAAUGUGCCCGCCAGGGGCAAAUAAUCGCUUGGGCUGGAUCUCUUGAAUGCCAACCCGACUGCCCUGUCGAUCGGGUGUUGCUGCACUGUCCACAUACAGAACAUCGUAUGUGCAGUGACCAUCAUGUUUCAAUUGUGGGCAUUGAGGACAAGACCUGCUAUCCCGGAUGCUAUUGCACGCCUGACAAGAUCUUUAAUGACUACUCUGGAGAAUGCGUGGAACCAGAUGCGUGUCCAUGCAUCACUGAAAACCAUGCAUUAAAGCAACCAGGAUCUGAAUUCUACUUGGGGUGUAAUCUUUGCACCUGUCAUUCAGGAACUUACGAUUGUCAUUCAUCGAACUGCACAGAUUGCGAGUAUGACCAAGAGUAUAGCUCGUGUGCUUGCGGGAAGACCUGCGCUAAUCAGAACUCGCGUAUCUGUCCGGAAGAAGGUGAUGAGGACUGCCAAGGCGCUUGUGAAUGUCCGGCCGGAACGGUACUUGACGAAUUUAACAACGAAUGUAUAGCACCCGAGGAUUGUCCGUGUUUUCACGGGAACGAGACUUUCCCAGUCAACACAGUCUCAACUAGAUCAGAUGAAAUGUGCCUUUGUAAACAAGGAGCGUUUUGGCAGUGCAUUCCACUGGCACCAGAAGGUUCUUGUUGGGCCUAUGGCAUUUCCUCGUUUAAUACUUACGACGACAAGACAUAUUCUCAUAACGGAAAGUGUUCGUACGUAAUGUCAACCGAUGGUUGCAAUGAGAAUUCUACCGAAACAUUCCGCGUCGAGGUAGAAAGUCUGGACUGUGGGGAAGAUCCUUGGGCCUGCACCAAAGCCGUGCACAUUUCCUUCCCGGACGUCACCGUGGACCUUGUUCGUGGAGCAGAACCUAUCAUAACGCCAAACACCUCGAAAGUUUGCAUUCGAGAUGUAGGUGGCACUUACACCAUGGUCCGAUACGAAGGUCUAGCAAUUACGUGGGACGGGGCAAAUAUGGUUACUAUUACGAUUGAGGAACGUUUUGCAGAGAAGGUCUGCGGCUUGUGUGGCAACUUCGAUGGCCGGUCCGACGACGACUUCCUAAAACAACAAGGAGAUACUACAAGAGAUGUGAACGAAUUUGUGGACAGCUGGGCCACACGGGAUUGUCUUCCCGCCAGGACACUGAGCCCUGAAUGUUUGAACGAAGUGGAGGAGGCCAGAAGACCUUGGGCCGAGAGCCAGUGCGAUAUAAUCACUUCGGACGUCUUCUCUGAAUGCCAUCCAUAUGUAAGCUCGACGUUGUACUUUGACCACUGUGUCCAUGACGCCAUUAAGUGUUACCGCGGCAACGGUCAAGACUGCAUGUGCGACGCGGUGGCAGCCUACGCUCAAAAGUGUAUUGAGAAAGGAAUAUGUGUAGAUUGGCGAGAGGACCACCUAUGCCCUGUUCCUUGCCCAUGUGAAGAUAACAGAAAGUACUAUGCCUGUCAUUCAAGUUGUCUUACAACGUGUACAUACUGUCCAUAUGAAGACAAGUGCAUUACGCCAAAAGUAGAAGGGUGUUUCUGCGAAGGGAACCUCGUUGAUUCAAAUGGCACAUGUGUUCCACCCGGUCACUGCUAUGGAAAACCAGGAAUUACAACACCAACACAACCUACUCAACCGCCCACUACUCGUCCCCCUACAACACAGCCACCUACUACUGGACCCCCUACAACCCAACCUCCAACGACCCCCUCUCUGCCACCUACUACCCAACCUCCAACAACUCCCUCUCCGCCACCAACUACUCAACCUCCAACGACCCCCUCUCUGCCACCUACUACUCCGCCACCAACUACUCAACCUCCAACGACCCCCUCUCUGCCACCUACUACUCUGCCACCAACUACCCAACCUCCAACGACCCCCUCUCUGCCACCUACUACUCCGCCGCCUACUACGCAACCUCCAACGACCCCCUCUCUGCCACCUACUACUCUGCCACCAACUACUCAACCUCCAACGACCCCCUCUCUGCCACCUACUACCCAACCUCCAACGACCCCCUCUCUGCCACCUACUACUCCGCCACCUACUACCCAACCUCCAACGACCCCCUCUCUGCCACCUACUACUCCGCCACCUACUACUCAACCUCCAACGACCCCCUCUCUGCCACCUACUACUCAACCUCCAACGACUCCCUCUCUGCCACCUACUACCCAACCUCCAACAACCCCCUCUCUGCCACCUACUACUCAACCUCCAACGACCCCCUCUCUGCCACCUACUACUCCGCCACCAACUACCCAACCUCCAACGACCCCCUCUCUGCCACCUACUACUCCGCCACCUACUACGCAACCUCCAACGACCCCCUCUCUGCCACCUACUACUCUGCCACCAACUACUCAACCUCCAACGACCCCCUCUCUGCCACCUACUACUCCGCCACCAACUACUCAACCUCCAACGACCCCCUCUCUGCCACCUACUACUCCGCCACCUACUACGCAACCUCCAACGACCCCCUCUCUGCCACCUACUACUCCGCCACCUACUACCCAACCUCCAACGACCCCCUCUCUGCCACCUACUACUCCGCCACCAACUACCCCCUCUCUGCCACCUACUACUCCGCCACCUACUACGCAACCUCCAACGACCCCCUCUCUGCCACCUACUACUCUGCCACCUACUACGCAACCUCCAACGACCCCCUCUCUGCCACCUACUACUCCGCCACCAACUACCCAACCUCCAACGACCCCCUCUCUGCCACCUACUACGCAACCUCCAACGACUCCCUCUCUGCCACCUACUACGCAACCUCCAACGACCCCCUCUCUGCCACCUACUACUCCGCCACCAACUACCCAACCUCCAACGACCCCCUCUCUGCCACCUACUACUCCGCCACCUACUACCCAACCUCCAACGACUCCCUCUCUGCCACCUACUACGCAACCUCCAACGACCCCCUCUCUGCCACCUACUACGCCACCUCCAACGACCCCCUCUCUGCCACCUACUACUCUGCCGCCUACUACGCAACCUCCAACGACCCCCUCUCUGCCACCUACUACUCCGCCACCAACUACCCAACCUCCAACGACCCCCUCUCUGCCACCUACUACUCCGCCACCUACUACCCAACCUCCAACGACUCCCUCUCUGCCACCUACUACGCAACCUCCAACGACCCCCUCUCUGCCACCUACUACGCAACCUCCAACGACCCCCUCUCUGCCACCUACUACUCCGCCACCUACUACGCAACCUCCAACGACCCCCUAUCUGCGACCUACAACCCAACCCGCUACUACCCCACCUUCAACUACUGCUGGGCCCUGCAGGAUGGCUGGUGAUGAGAUAUGUGGGACGGACAUUCAAGGUCUUUAUAAUUCCGACUCUUGCGUUGCUCCUGGGGAUAACUAUGCUGUCGUGGCUCCAUCAAGGGAAUGUUUGAUUACUUUUAGCGUUCCAUCUAAAGUCAAUCAACUUGAGAUCCAAGUCAUCGACGUCGUCGAUGCAGAUGUUAUCUAUACCAUCACCUGUAAAGAUACGACUGGUAAAUGGAGUAGCGCAGUGGAUAACAAUGGCACUACGAUCAACUUUUCUAUUCCCGCUGGUACUGGGCCCAACGAGGUAAUCAGAGAACCUCUCGGUUCUCUGGCACCGCAUGAAGUGGAAACAAUCGGGAUUCAUUUCCAGCCGACUGGAUUCUCAGAGUUCCACAUCUUGACAAACUUCGAUGUUUGUACUACUAUAGAUUACUGUGUACCCAAACAACCAGGAUGCCGUUUCAACGGAAAGUUUUAUAAUUACGGAGACAACUUGCCUUUUAAUGACAGCUGUGUCGAAAUGGUUUGUGAUGAAAUGAUGGGUCUCCUGGCAACCGUAAAGACUUGCAAUCUCGACUGUGAUGGGGACCUCAUAUACAUGGACGGCCAGUGCUGUCCGGAUUGUGUACCGGCGAUUACGGUCGGAUGUGAGGUUACCUACUCUAACAGGACAGUAAAUGUAGGGGAUUUGUGCCGCACCGUCCUCCCUAUCGCAAUGGGCGAAUGCGCAGGCCUGUGCUCGAGUUCGGUAGACUCGAUGUUGGAUAAUUCUUGUACUUGCUGUCAAGUCAGCCAAACAACUUCGAUCCAGGCACUUAUCGAGUGUCGAGAUUCCGAGGACGCGCAAUCAUAUCGUGUCAAUGGACUUACUAACGUCGUAUCAAUCUCUCAGUGCGCGUGCCAACGCUGCAAUCCUGCAAUCCUGCAAUCCUGCAAUCCUAAAUAG